Beta vulgaris subsp. vulgaris (sugar beet) is the source of this 1441-nucleotide messenger RNA. Its product is annotated as probable aldo-keto reductase 2. NCBI's taxonomy places the organism in Eukaryota, Viridiplantae, Streptophyta, Magnoliopsida, Caryophyllales, Amaranthaceae. The record is from RefSeq and is a predicted model, not a curated record. Gene Ontology annotation, cellular component: cytoplasm. The coding region runs from base 236 to 1255 and encodes 339 amino acids. The transcript is spliced from 5 exons.
AAGUUGCAUACUUUUUGUUGUUACGAGUCCAAAUCAUGAAUGAAGUCAAUUGAGUGAAGUCAUGGAUGAAGUCAUAAUAAUAAAGUGGCUACAUUUAUUCCAAUCUCAUUCUGUCAUUCAUUAUUCAUAUAAAGGUUCUUUUUUCCCAGUAAAGUUUGCAUUUGAAGUGGGUUAGGAUUAUCAUCAGCUUUCUCAGUACAGAGGAGAGAGAAAAUCAAAGAGAUUGAUACUAAAAAUGGCGGAAGUGAGGAAGAUGAAGUUGGGUUCACAAGGUUUGGAGGUUUCAAUUCAAGGGUUUGGAUGUGCAGGAUUAGUUCGACCCCCAAAACCAGAAAAUGAGAUGAUUGCACUAAUUCACCAUGCCAUUAAUUCUGGCAUCACUUUUCUUGAUACUGCUGAUAUUUAUGGCCCAUUUACUAGUGAAAUUCUUGUGGGCAAGGCUCUAAAAGGAGGGAUGAGGGAGAAGGUGCAAUUGGCGACCAAAUUUGGGUUUAAACGUGUUAAUGGUGAGAUGGAGGUACAGGGUGAUCCUGCCUAUGUGAGGGAAGCUUGUGAGGCUAGCUUGAAGAGACUUGAUGUUGAUUGCAUAGACCUUUAUUAUCAGCAUCGUGUUGAUACUCGUGUUCCAAUUGAAGUCACAAUGGGAGAACUUAAAAAGCUGGUUGAAGAGGGAAAGAUUAAGUAUGUUGGUCUAUCAGAAGCAUGUGCUGUGACAAUCAGGAGGGCUCAUGCCGUCCACCCUAUAACAGCUGUGCAGAUGGAGUGGUCAUUGUGGACACGAGAUUUAGAGGAAGAAAUAGUGCCUACCUGCAGAGAACUUGGCAUUGGGAUUGUUGCAUAUAGCCCGCUAGGACGUGGAUUCUUUUCUGUAGGGCCUAAGGUGGUCGAAAGCUUCAACGAAGGGGAUUACAGAAAGAAUAUACCGAGGUUCCUGCCUGAAAACCUUGAGCAUAACAAACAUGUUUUUGAACGGGUGAGCGAAAUGGCAGCAAGGAAAGGGUGCACUGCAUCACAGCUCGCUCUUGCUUGGGUUCAUCAUCGUGGGGGCGACGUUUGUCCUAUCCCAGGCACAAGCAAGCUCAACAAUCUGGACCUAAACAUUGCAGCCUUGUCAGUGAAACUUACACCUGAUGAUUUAGCUAAACUCGAGUCUUUCGCGUCAGGUGAUAAUGUGAAGGGUGAUAGAAUAUGGACCAAAACCUUUUCUUGGCUGGACUCUGAUACUCCACCUUUAUCUUCUUGGCAAACAUCAUGAACCAGACCAUUGUAGGAAUGGAUGUUUUCAAGUACUCUGACCUUGAUGGCAAUAUAUAGAGAGAGUUUUUCAGUUGUAUCAGUAUAUCUUACUUUUAUAAUUUGUAACACUACCCCUGUUUUAUAUAAUUUGCUAGUGAAGUAUAGUGUUUCAAACUAUAUAAUAAUUCAUAUUUCACUUGUUUAA